Molecule: messenger RNA, 531 nt
Organism: Annulohypoxylon maeteangense
Lineage: Eukaryota; Fungi; Ascomycota; Sordariomycetes; Xylariales; Hypoxylaceae
Product: putative serf family protein
Exons: 3
Coding region: 151-333 (60 amino acids)
Source: RefSeq, a predicted model, not a curated record
AGAUGCACGAACUCUAUCCUCAAAAAGUUCACGACUUUAUGGUAUACAGCCAAGACACCGAGACACAAAACAAUCCAACCGCGUUUUAUUAAGCGCUGCUUCUGCUACCCUUAUCUCGUCUAAUUCCUCUUUUCCACAUACUCGAUCAAGAUGGCCCGCGGCAACCAGCGCGAAAAGGCGCGAGAGAAGAACCUCAAGGCUCAGGCUUCUCAGAAAUCAAAGAACGGCAAGAGCGGUACCGAGAUGCAGCGUGACAAGGAGGCUGUCGCCGAGAUGAUGCGCAAGAAGCAAGCUGCUGCCGAUGCGAAGAAGCAAGCUCCCGCCUCGAAGUAGGUUUUCCGGUGUGAGCCUGGUGGUAGGCAUACAUGUGUAGAUGGGUGACGGAAAUCCCUUUUCACGAUAUCACGACGUACAUAGGACGGAUUUUUCUACAACAAGAUAGGGCCCUAGGCGUGCAAUGGCGUCUGGAUUUUCUCAAAUUCGUUCUUCGACGAAUGCAAUAUCUUCAAUCUAAAACUUAUUUGACUUGGA